Molecule: messenger RNA, 788 nt
Organism: Drosophila obscura
Lineage: Eukaryota; Metazoa; Arthropoda; Insecta; Diptera; Drosophilidae
Exons: 4
Coding region: 209-748 (179 amino acids)
Source: RefSeq, a predicted model, not a curated record
UUCGUUAACGAUUCCGAUGGCUACGACUGAUGGUUUUAGCUUGCUGAUUUUCAACCAUGAAAUAUAUAGUAUAUCUAACGAAAUGCCACAUUAGGUACCAGAAUAUUAAUUCUCGUUGAUUGAUUUUUAAAUAUAUCUGUCUGGUUAGUGUUCCAUCGGAAGUAUCGUAAAGCGAGCUCAGUUCCCGUCAGUCCCUCAAUGUUCAAAGAUGUUCAACAAGCUUAACUUUCUGGUGUGGGUGGUCGUGCUACUGUAUUCGAUCGCUGAGAUAUCAUCCAAAUUUGAGUUUACAAACAUCAAGUGCACUUCAUUGGAUGCAAAGUUUUCCGAUUUCGAAUAUUGUUAUUUGAGGUCGAUCAAUCGUACCUACAAGUAUAUGUCCGUGAAGGUGAAUUUAUUUGACACUCCCAUCACCAAAAUCAAGGUGAAUGGAGCCCUGUACAAGAGAUUCAGCGGUUACAGACCGUUCAUGUACAAUGUGACGAUAGAUGCCUGCAGAUUCCUGAGGGAUACGGCGUCCAACCCCGUCGCAGGAUACCUAUUUAAUUUCUUUAAAAAGUACUCCAAUAUGAACCAUGCAUGCCCGUAUGAUCACGAUCUGAUAUUCGAAAAGCUUCCCAUUGAUUUUGUUAAUGAACAGGCUACAAAAGUUCUACCCUUUCCGGAGGGGGAUUACCUUUUAGAAACCAAUUGGUUUGCCUACGACAUCAAACGGGCUGUGGUGAAAGUCUAUGGCACACUUUCAUAAGUGAAAUACCCUUGGUAUAACUAUGUUUUUUCCGUGUGCA